Messenger RNA from Neocloeon triangulifer, 1759 nucleotides. RefSeq names its product SEC14-like protein 2. The record is from RefSeq and is a predicted model, not a curated record. Gene Ontology annotation, cellular component: cytoplasm. Lineage: Eukaryota; Metazoa; Arthropoda; Insecta; Ephemeroptera; Baetidae. The coding region runs from base 171 to 1412 and encodes 413 amino acids. The transcript is spliced from 10 exons.
UCUCUCUUCUCAAACACGACGCAAAACGCACGAGCCCCAGUACUUUGUUUGGCGUUGUUGAGAUAAGACAUUUAUCGCGUGCUCAGCUCAUUGUUGUCUUAUCACACGUGUGUGCGCAGAUAUUCAUCAAAUUUUACACCCGUCCGAGACUUCAUCUCAAAACAGUUGUAAUGCCGCCCGUGUCCAACGCAGUCAUGGAUCUUGCAGACGAUCAACGUUUUGCCCUCAUGAAGUUUCGCCGCAGCGUUUCAGACUGUCUGAAGCCAGGGCAAGGCGAUCCGUAUCUGCUGCGAUGGCUCAAAGCGAGAAAUUUUGAUCCCGAAGCCGCCGAAAAAAUGCUUCGCGAGUCGCUUCAGUGGCGCACGCGGUGGGACGUGGACCGUCUUUUGACCCACUGGGAGCCACCCCUGGUGCUCAAGCAGUUUUUCCCAAGUGGAAUUUGCGGUACAGACAAGGAAGGUGUUCCUGUUAUUAUGCUGCCAUUCAGCGGUCUGGACAUUUGGGGGUUGCUGCACUCGGUCUCAAAGGCCGACUUCAUCAGAAUGACGGCGAUGAGCUUAGAAAAAUACUUGGGCGAAUCCACGGCGAAUUUGGAAAAAGCUGGAAAACCUUCGUGUGCACCGACCCUGAUCGCUAUCAUGGACAUGGAACAUUUUUCCAUCAAACCUUAUACCUGGAGGCCAGCUGGAGAAGUUGUUCUCAGUCUAAUUCACAUGUAUGAGGCGAACUACCCUGAAAUCCUCAAGGCCUGCUACAUUAUCAAUGCGCCGAGCAUUUUUUCAAUGGCUUUUUCAAUCGUGCGGCCGUUCCUGCACGAGAACACGGUGCAGAAAAUCCACAUCUUCAGCAGCAACACGCGCAAGUGGAAGGCCGCCCUGCUUGAGCACAUCAACACCGACCAGCUACCAGCGCAUUACGGUGGCACCCAGGUCGGACCUGACGGAGACACCAAAUGCACUCACAAGGUGCACCAAGGUGGAAAAGUUCCCAAAUCCAUGUACCAGAAGGCGGAAGACCUGAAGGACGACAUUGGCGGCGAGUGGUUGUCGGCCACUGUUAAAAAAGGCGACCGACUUCAGCUGCAUUACGAUGUUGCAGAAAAAGGAUCGUUUUUAAGGUGGGAAUUCAGAACGGAGCAGCACGAUAUUCAGUUCGCCGUGUACAAGUGCGGCGACGAUGGGUCGCGCCAAGCGGUCGUCGAACCGCGCAAGGUCAGCUGCCAGGACAAGGGAGCCCCUGAGGUCGGAGUUCACAACUGCACAGAAGCCCCUGCGAAAUAUAUGAUUGAAUUUGACAAUUCGCACAGUAUGUUGCGCACCAAGAAGCUGCACUACCAGAUUUUGGUUGCGCCUCCACUGCUGGCCAACGCUGACAGCUUGACCGACAGUCUUGCGGCCAUCGUCGUCAGUUAAGUCAAUUUAAAGCAUCGAUCCCUCCGAGAAAUCCACGUUUUGAGGGUUAUUCACAUUAAAAUUUAACCUAAAUUGGCAUUACUCGCCAUGGAGAAUUUUUUUAAACUUUUGAUUGGUUGUGGCUGAGAGUGAAUAACCCUCCAGAACUGUACUUUAUAAACAAGACUUAUGCUAAAUCAUGAAGAACAUUGGUAUUUUUUUACUCUGUGAUAUAUAUUGUAGGUAUAAUAUGUGUUGAGAAAAAAUAAUCAAUAUUAUUGGAAGCACAAAACUGCGAGUUUUGGACAAUUUUGUAUUUUACUGUAAUAUUUACAAUAAAAAGGGAGUUUUAUUAUAAACGAGUUUAU